AUGCAAUCUCUCCAACUUGUGCGUUUUGCUCUUCAAAUGUUUCGCCGGAAGCAGCGCGCGCGUCUUGUUGACCUGUACGGCGAGCGGGCUGAACGGGAAGAGGCACUCUUGUCUGUGAGAGCUGCUUAUGAAGCACGUGUGUCAGCCCGGCGAUUUCGCACCUUGCAGCAAGAGGCGCGCGAGGGGCUCGUGGCAGAGGAGUCACUUGUGCGUGGAACCGUGGAGGGAAAUGAGGUUGACGCACGCUGUGUGGUGGGCGAGCAGGCUGCGCAGGCACUUUUACUGACGCGUGCUGAAGAGGCGGCAAGGAGUGCGGAGCAAACAAGGAUGGCAGCAGCGGCGUGUUUACCCAAAUCACCCUCACAGCAGCAGCAGCAGCAGCGGAAGCGGGGGUACUGCUGUGAAGAAGAACUCUGA
Trypanosoma rangeli is the source of this 417-nucleotide messenger RNA. RefSeq lists its product as uncharacterized. The record is from RefSeq and is a predicted model, not a curated record. Lineage: Eukaryota; Euglenozoa; Kinetoplastea; Trypanosomatida; Trypanosomatidae. The coding region runs from base 1 to 417 and encodes 138 amino acids. The transcript has a single exon.